UACCAUAUCAUACCAUACCAUACCAUACCAUACCAUACCAUACCGUUUCAUUCAUUUUCUUUCACGAAAUCUUAGCAGAUUCUCUAAGCAUGGAGACGUCCACUCUCACCGGAUUGCUGAAGCACGUCGCCGGAAACUUCCCCUCCCGGCGAGCCAUCUCCGUUUCCGGCAAGUUCGACCUUACACACUCACGCCUUCAUCACCUCGUCGAACGUGCCGCUUCUUCCCUCUUCGCCGCCGGCGUUAGGCCCGGCGAUGUUGUCGCUCUCACCUUCCCCAACACCGUCGAGUUGGUAAUUAUGUUUCUGGCUGUUAUUCGGGUGAGGGCCACGGCGGCCCCACUGAAUGCGGCGUAUACGGCGGAGGAGUUUGAGUUUUACUUGUCCGAUUCAGAGUCGAAGAUGCUGUUAAUUCCGAAGGAAGGAAAUGAGGCGGCUCAAGCCGCGGCUGCGAAGCUCAGUAUUCCGGCUGUAACCGCUACUCUGUCCGGCGCUGAGUCGGAUAUUGCUCUCUUCCCGGCUCAUCCCGAGUCGGACUCGGACGCGGUGUCGGAACUCGUUAAUGAUCCGUCUGAUGUUUCGCUGUUCCUGCAUACCUCCGGCACCACGAGCCGCCCCAAGGGCGUUCCCCUGACUCAGUUCAACUUGGCUUCUUCAGUGAACAAUAUUAAGUCGGUUUACAAACUCACCGAGUCGGACUCGACGGUUAUUGUGUUGCCUCUGUUUCAUGUUCACGGGUUGAUCGCGGGGAUGUUGAGCUCAAUCGGGGCCGGAGGGUCCGUGACGCUCCCGGCGGCGGGGAGAUUCUCAGCUUCGACUUUUUGGUCAGACAUGAAAACGUCCAAAGCUACGUGGUACACGGCGGUGCCAACCAUACACCAAAUCAUAUUGGACCGCCACCUCAGCAAACCGGAGCCCUUCUACCCGAAGCUCCGCUUCAUCCGUAGCUGCAGCGCUGCUCUGGCGCCGUCGAUUUUGGCCCGGCUGGAAGAAGCGUUUGAGGCCCCUGUUUUGGAGGCAUAUGCAAUGACAGAGGCGACUCAUUUGAUGGCUUCAAACCCGUUGCCUGAAGACGGUCCUCAUGUGCCCGGGUCCGUCGGGAGACCCGUGGGUCAGGAGAUGGCAAUUCUGGAUGAGAAUGGUGUAGCACAGGAAUCUGGGGCUCAUGGGGAGGUUUGCAUCAGGGGACCAAAUGUGACUAAAGGGUACAAAAACAAUCCUGAAGCCAACAAAUCCGCUUUUCAAUUUGGGUGGUUUCAUACUGGAGACCUUGGAUACUUAGAUGCCCAUGGAUAUUUGCAUCUAGUUGGUAGGAUCAAGCAGUUAAUCAACCGUGGAGGUGAGAAAAUAUCACCCAUUGAAGUGGAUGCUGUGCUCAUUUCUCAUCCAGAGGUUGCUCAAGCUGUUGCUUUUGGAGUUCCUGAUGACAAGUAUGGUGAAGAGAUAAACUGUGCAAUCAUUCCAAGUGAAGGAUCAAGCAUUAACGAAGAGGAGGUGUUGAGAUUCUGCAAGAAAAACCUUGCAGCCUUCAAGGUUCCAAAGAAGGUGUUCAUAACAGAUUCUCUCCCUAAAACUGCUACAGGCAAAAUCCAGCGGAGAAUUGUGGCAGAGCAUUUCCUUGCACAAAUCUCCAUUGCCAAGCUCCCCAAGUUUGGUGCCUAAGAAGAUCAGAGACUGUAUUCCCAAACUGCCCUGUGGGAAGGGACAUCAUAGUACAUUAUGUAUCCUAUGAAUAGAUAGCUUGUUGCAUCAAAAUAGCAAACAUUAAUUCCUUGUUGGCUGUCUAGUAUUUAGCUAAACAUUAUCCUGCAAUAUUUAUUGUCUCUUUUAAGUAUCUCUUUAUUUAUGUGGCCAAAUUAUUAUAUAGAAGCAAUGUAAACAGAAGGAAGUUUUUUUUAUCCUUCUUACAAGUAAAGCA
Ipomoea nil (Japanese morning glory) is the source of this 1917-nucleotide messenger RNA. RefSeq names its product oxalate--CoA ligase-like. The coding region runs from base 90 to 1661 and encodes 523 amino acids. The record is from RefSeq and is a predicted model, not a curated record. The transcript is spliced from 5 exons. NCBI's taxonomy places the organism in Eukaryota, Viridiplantae, Streptophyta, Magnoliopsida, Solanales, Convolvulaceae. Gene Ontology annotation, biological process: fatty acid metabolic process. Gene Ontology annotation, molecular function: medium-chain fatty acid-CoA ligase activity.